UUUUUGCAUUCAUGAAAUCCGAGGGUAUUCGAUUGGGAUUGUUUGAAAUCCAUUAAAAUCUUGAGGUAUUCAAUUGGGAUUUCAAAUUAUGCUACAAAAUCUGGUGGUAUUCAAUUGGGAUUUUAAAUUAUGCUUUAAAAUCCGAUGGUAUUCAAUUGGGAUUGUUUAAAAUCCAUUAAAAUCUGAUGGUAUUCAAAUGCUGAUGGAUUUUUUUGCAUUUCAUAAAAUGAUGGAUUUUGUGGCAUUCUUCAGUGUAUUUUAAGUUUUUUGAAAUCCCAUCAAAAUCAAUGGGAUUUUGAAGCAUUGUGCUUAAAUCCUAUCAACUCUGCGACAUUUUAUCAAGAAUCCGCACAAAAUCAAAAUCAGACACAAUCCAUUAAAAUCCAUAGACUAAAAACAAUCCAUUAAAAUCCCAAUCGAAUACACCCCUCUUAACCCCUUGAUAUACUCACAUUUCUUUGUUUUUGCAGAUUGGACCUAAUUUAAGCGAUCGCACAUUCAAUCUCAAUCCUGUUAUGUGGUGAGAUCAGAUGGCGGACGGAGGAAAUCCAUCGCGAUACGUGAAAUUGACGAAAGAGCAAGCUGCUCCUACCGAAGACAUUCGCCCCGGGGAGCUUAAUCAGCCUAUUGAUGUUCAUCAGCUGAAUGUUAAGAAGUGCAACGAGUGUGGUCAGCCUUUACCAGAAAGCUUUCAAUUUCCUGCAGAUGAGCCCUGGUCAACCGGUAUUUUUGGUUGUACUCAAGAUACAGACAGCUGCUGGACAGGGCUCUUUUGCCCAUGUGUCCUGUUUGGGCGUAAUUUUGAAGCCUUGAAGGAAGAGGUGCCUUGGACUGGCCCAUGCAUCUGUCAUGCUAUUUUCAUUGAGGGUGGCAUUGCACUUGCUGCAGCAACAGCAGUGUUCCAUGGUAUUGAUCCAAGGACAUCAUUCCUUAUUUGUGAGGGUUUGCUGUUUAGUUGGUGGAUGUGUGGCAUAUAUACUGGUCUUGUACGACAACAACUUCAGAAAAAAUAUCAUCUCAAGAACUCGCCAUGUGAUCCAUGCCUGGUGCAUUGCUGCAUGCACUGGUGUGCAUUGUGCCAAGAGCACCGGGAAAUGAAGGCACGUUUGUCAGACGAUGUUGUAAUGCCAAUGACUAUUGUUAACCCACCUCCUGUCCAGGAGAUGAAGUCGGAUGCUGAGAAUAGAGACGUGCCACCACACUCUGGAAAUGAUGUGCCACCCUCUGGAAAUGACGUUGAGCAGCAAACCAACCUAGAGAUGGUUGCAUUAUAGAAUCGUAAUAUGCAUGGUUGUGGCUACAUGUGGAAUUAUACAAUACUGUCUUGCUAGGAAUUACUCACAAGUAAAACUGUCUUCUGCUUUGGGAAAAGGUCUCCAGAAAGGAUAUGUUCAAAAUUUUUCUGACAAGGAUGUGUGAUUUAUAUAUAAUCAGAAAUCACUUGAAAUGGUUAAACUAAUUUUUAAAUUUGACUAUAGUACACAUUUACUUGCC
Molecule: messenger RNA, 1494 nt
Organism: Daucus carota subsp. sativus
Lineage: Eukaryota; Viridiplantae; Streptophyta; Magnoliopsida; Apiales; Apiaceae
Product: cell number regulator 6
Exons: 5
Coding region: 531-1274 (247 amino acids)
Source: RefSeq, a predicted model, not a curated record